Folsomia candida is the source of this 5228-nucleotide messenger RNA. It is a transcript of the gene klu, whose product is annotated as Krueppel homolog 1. Bases 988 to 2916 code for a protein of 642 amino acids. NCBI's taxonomy places the organism in Eukaryota, Metazoa, Arthropoda, Collembola, Entomobryomorpha, Isotomidae. Gene Ontology annotation, molecular function: DNA-binding transcription factor activity; RNA polymerase II cis-regulatory region sequence-specific DNA binding. Gene Ontology annotation, biological process: regulation of transcription by RNA polymerase II. The record is from RefSeq and is a predicted model, not a curated record. The transcript has 9 exons.
GUUCCCCAUCGUACACUUGUUUACUGCAGUCUCUCUCCCAGUGAAGAGUUUUUGGAACCCGGACUCCUCCAAAGAAACUCUACAAGUGACUCAACGACGACGACGACGACUACGUAAAAAUUCUCUUGUUCAGCAUCACUUAAUCUGAUCAGACCAGACAUUUGCAUGUUGUGUUGUUGUGAGGUGAUUUAAAUUCUGGGAGAUCUGCCCGUGUCAACCAAACUGUCGCCUAGGAUUUGGCUGAAACUGCUCUUAUUUGCAAACAAUUACAUACUCUUGUGUGAUCAGUAGAGAGAGAGAGAGAAGAGCUGAGAAUAUUAAGAGGCUGCUGCUGCUCAAACUGUCUUGACGGCAGUGUAAGGUUUUUGGUGUUGACUGAGACAAGUAUUGUAUUUCUUCUUGUGCUUGGUGGUAGUGCGUCGUUGGAAGGGAUUUGAUACUCCUCGCACUUACCUAAUUCUUCUCCCAUCACGUCAUAAACAUCGGAGGAGGAGGAGGACGCGUCCAACGAGAGGAUUGAAAGUGAUCGUUGUUACCGCACAUUGGCCUGAUUUCCAUUUUGUGUGUAUCGAACACGGAUUAAAGUUACUGGACCCGGUUAAACUUUACUGCGUUUGCUUUUCUUGGUCGACAAGGAGUGUGUAAUUGAGAACAUUAUACAUGUGAGUGCUGCAUGUUGUUAGUGAAAAUCAGUUGCGAAGGCUGAACAGAUACUUAAAAAUCGCCUCAAGUGUUUGAUUAUUCGUCUUGUAUGAAAUAUCAAGUUACUCUCUGCAUACAUUUGAUGGGAAGUACUUGACGAAACUUUUCGUGCUUUGUGGACUUGAAGAACUUGAUAAUUUGCUACUGAUCACGUUUCGUUAUAUUUCCUAUCCUUAAAAUGACGCUGAUAAGAGAUAUGCAAAUGUUACCGCAUGGUAACAUCGUGCUGUUUUCCUGUUCAACGUUCAUCUUAACGAAGACAGUAAAACACUUAUUGGAUGUGAUAUGGACCUCGGGGAGGAGGAUGCUGAAUUAAUCCACUCCAAAUUCCGGAAAGCCCAGCGUAAGGUUGUCAGCCGGCUCACAACCGAUAACCAAUGCGUUCCUACCGUUGGUGGUGACCAACAACAACAGCAACGACAGCAUUCUCCAACGUACGCACAUCCUCAUCAUCACCCCACAACCCUCACUAGAGGCUUGUCAUUUGAGGAACACAUGCAUGUGGAGUCCGUCUUGGCCAAAGCAUCACCUGGUUUUGCUUCUACGCCUAACAGACUUGACACCGGAGUCAUCAGGAUUUCAGCGCUACCAAAAUCGCCCAUUUUUGGGACCAAUAUUUCUUUCAGUGGAGCAACAACGUCCCAACCUCAUACUCCAACGCUGCAUGGGUCACUUGUAAGUUCAUCUGGUGGACGACCAACACAUCCUCACAUGACAAGUGGAGGAACCUCGGCGUCCUCAUCGUCAUCCUCAUUCCCAUGCGAGGUGUUUCGCUUUGAUAGCACAGAUCGUGAGCGGUACUUAUGUAGCGCAAUUUCCGAGGAGGAAGAAGUCUUCAGUCCUGGUCCUUCCCCGUCAUCCUUGUCAUCCUACGAUUCUCCUCAGGUUGUUCUCGACUCUCCUCGUAUCACGAUUAGUCCGUUGAGAAUCCAAGACUCGCCACCUUCCUAUCUUCCGCCAUCAGCAGCACUCACCCCCUCGCCCAAGAUGGACAGUCAAAAUCGGUUGAUGGCUAGAGUCCAUCCUAGCCUAACUAUGCUUCCACCACCCUCUGCCAGCAUUGAGCAGAGUCGGUGCCUCUUUGGAGUCCCUUCGUCGCCAGUUUCACCCCUGACCCCAAAUACUCCGCUAUCUCCGUCCCCGCUAUUCAACGUAGACCAGUCUUUUCAACAGGGUUUCCUCGCCGAAUUGUACCGCAGAAGGUGCCACUCAGACUCCGAUCUCCCUAUUGUUCCAGAUCUGCCCAAAGUUGAACCUACAGAUCUGUCAAUCAAUUCAAUGAAGUCAAUGGGCCCAAGUCAACCAGGAAUGCAUCCUCGUCUCAAAAAGCCAAUACCACACCCUCUCACAAUUCCAUGCAAAGGGGGUUCUCUCGAAUCGGAACAAUCAUCGCCACAAGAUUCGCCAUUAGAUUUAUCAAUGAAAGGAAGCAGGGAGCGAUUUAGCAGCAGCACAAGUUGCGAAAGUCUUACGGCAACCCGGUAUAUUUCUAGUCUGGCUCUGCAACAGCAUCAUCCGUCUCCAUGUCAUUCCCCAGGUGUAUCAGUAAUUCGGGGAGAUAUCGCAUCUCCAACCACCAGAAACUCGGUUGCUCUUCGCUACAAUCUUGACGUGUCUCCAGUGGUUGAAGAAAUGCCUCCAGGAGCCGAUCUUGCUUUUGUGUGUCCGGUCUGUGGGCAGAUGUUCUCCUUACAUGACCGGUUGGCAAAACACAUGGCAUCGCGACACAAGAGCAAGCCCCAUGACCCCAACAAGAGCUAUCCUUGUGAAAUUUGUAACCGGUCAUUUGCAAGGAGCGAUAUGCUCACAAGACAUGUCCGACUACAUACAGGAAUCAAACCUUACACGUGCAAGGUGUGUGGGCAAGUAUUUUCCAGAUCUGAUCAUUUAAGUACUCAUCAAAGGACUCAUACUGGUGAAAAACCAUACAAAUGUCCCACCUGUGCUUACUCUGCAUGCAGGAGAGACAUGAUAACAAGGCAUUUACGGACACAUUUAAGGAAUAGUUCGUCGUCAUCCUCACUGUCGGAUCAAAUGGGGUCUGUUUCCACUCCCACCUCCAUCAUGUCAAUGUCGGACUUUGGAGAUGAAAGACACAUCAAAAUUGAGCACUCUCGACCACCAUCUUCCAACUCAAGUUUUGCACCCGAUUCCCCUUUGUCACCGGCACUUCACAUUAGCUCCCUGUCCGUCAACUCUCCGUCACCCACGUAGUCUAGAUUGGACAUUGGACAAGGGCAGUGACAUAGAAGAAUGGUCAUAUAUAUAAAUUUAUUAUGUUUUUCGGAUGGCAUGGUAGCUGGACAUGGUAGUUGAUCAGACAUAUAGAAUUUCGUUCGUGUAGUUAGAAAUGAACUGAUCAACGCACUUUCACUCUCAAUUGAAUGACCAAAAUGACCUGAAUUGUGGCAUUAGAAAAGUAGUUGGGUGACAGGCUUCAUUCAACGGAAAUACUCGUGGUACCUUGAACCAGAAACGACGCUGCAACUGGAUUGCAUCUCAUCGCAGCUCAAUUAUACGAAUUACAGUAGAUUCGUUGAGUAUAUUGCCAUUAUCCAGUACCUGUAGAUAUUAUCACUUUAGAGAAGGCCCCUAUAUACAUAUAAACGUGUCAUAUACGUAUUUUGCCCCGGUGUAUGUACAUAGCUUAUUGUAACCGUCAUUGUUGUUUCCAUAUAUAUAUUUUACGUAAAUAUUUCAUUGGGCUAGAAUAUACAAACUCCAAAUGCUACGCUUAAAAUCAUCCAUUGGUUAAAGACCUGUGAAUUUACUUUGAAUUGGUAUUAUAUAUAGUCCAUUAACAAGACAAGUUAAUUAUUACAAGUGAAACGCAUCGUACUUAAAAUAUGUAUGUCCGUGAUUUGGGUCUUCUCCGUUUUGAACCGAUUUAGAACACGUUUUGCGGUUUUGUUUUUAAAUAUUCCUCUGCAUAAAUUGCAUAUCAGGUCGAGAUCACUAUAUACUUCAUACACAACAAGCAACCUAUUUAUUAGAGAUGGGAUUAUUAGAUGAGAUGACUGUAGCUGAAACAAGAUGAUUUAAAUUCAAUACAAAUUAAACCACCAUCCAAAUUCAUAAAUUUAAAUAAAAAAAGAUGGAAAAAGCACAAAUGGAGGAGACCAAAAAAUGGGCUGUCUUACAAAGUUUAUAACUCCGUUUCAAAAACUGCUCAAAUGUCUCAAUACCAAAAAUUUUGUUUUUAUUAUACAAAAAUAUUUAUUUAAAACACACCUUGAUCUCUUUUUGCAACAUCAGAGUUUGCAAAUUUAUCUAGAUGUAACACUUUAUCCUCAUAUAAAAACUACCCAUGUACUUGAUAAUUCGUGACCUUUUCAUCUUAUAAACGUGAUAAAUGUUUUCGAAUCUUGUAAAAAAUAUUAGAGAAAUAUUUACGAGAGUUAGUGGGUGUGUCCUACUCGAAAUAUAGCAUGUUUAGUGGAGUAGUGUUUAAUGGAUCUAUGUAUGUAUGUAUAUUUAUCCAUGUAUACAUUGGUUGGUUUGUUCUUGACAUGGUUCAGAAUACGCUUAACGAAUGCAAAAAAUUGUACGGAUACGAGGAGAAAGUGUGGCAAGGAAAGAAAUUCACACAUUUUGGACCACGAUCAGUGUUCUUCAAAACACAUUAACGAUUGGAAAUUCUAAACGUAAUUCGUAGUUAUACAUAGUUAUGUAAUUCCUAUUUUACUCAUUGUUGCACUGCUCACUGUGUGCUGGAUACCGGUAACAAAUUUAUCUUACGUAUGUACGUAGCAAGGUUCUUGUAUUGCACAGUUAUACGUUUAUUUGGUAAUUGAAGAGAAUACUCUCAGAGAUGAGUUGGUGUCGGAUCUGUCCAUUAAUGAGUGUUAUAAUUCUUUCGACUAUAUUGUUAAAUUCGGUGAUAUAAUUUAAUGAGUGUGCCAUUUUAAUGCCAUAAUGUUUGCUGUUAACGUUUACAAAUCACCCAAUAUCUAUUCUAAAAAGUUGUAUGUACGUAUUCUAUGAUAUCGAUGUGCACGUUUUUAAAUUCUUUUAUCCAACUGCCGUGUCCUAAUCGAACUAAUUGCGUACUUUAUAUUUUGAAUGAUUGCAAUGUAAACCUGUGUGUACAGAGUUUCUAAACGUGCUUCUUCAACCCUUGAUUAAAAAAACACAAGCACAGUUAUACGCAUGUGGCCAUAUGUAUUGUAUUUGUUUAUGGAUAUGGAGAAGUAAUUGGAUAUAAUUUUCCUAUGUUCAUGCUUUAAACUUUGCCCGAAAUUCAUGAGUUCAUGAAAUCACACAAAAUAAGCAGGUUCUUUAUUAAAUAUGUUUACUGUUGCAAAUUGAAUGGUGCUGCGCACCUUUUAUAACAAUUCGAAACUUUGUAAACUGCUGGAUUCCAGUGAAAAUAACCUCAGCAGAGGAAUGUGAUAAUUCCUCAAUUGAAUGAGACUCCAAAUAGAAUUUGUAUAUUUAUUUUUAGUCUUCAAGUGAAAAAUGUCGUGUGAAUAUUUUUGGUAAUCACGAUUGGAACAAAGGAAAAUAAACGAUCCUUUAUGUUACAA